Molecule: messenger RNA, 3524 nt
Organism: Marchantia polymorpha subsp. ruderalis
Lineage: Eukaryota; Viridiplantae; Streptophyta; Marchantiopsida; Marchantiales; Marchantiaceae
Source: the annotation of a GenBank genome assembly
GAGCGCUACAGGCCUGCGAAAAGCUCGUGGGCAAAGGGAUAAGCGCCGGGCGCGAUGCCUGGGCGCAAAACGGCAAAUCUUGGCGUCCUCGGCGAGUCGCGCGUGGUCAUCUUCCAGCUCCAAGAGUUCGGGCCAAGAGCUUCGGAGCACUCGCGGCGGACUCACUGACGUAGAGUCCACUCACUGUUGCGAGAAUCUGAGGAGAUGGGACAUCAGCAGGCAGAAGCGGCGCCAGUGGCAAAGGCCGAGGAAAAUGACAAGGACAUUGCGGUCUACGGCAGAAAGUUGUCAGGAAUUGUCCUGAUUCCCAGCAUCUUCUCCUUCAUUCUAGUGCGGCCUCUGCCGGAGCGAUGCGGAGCUCCUUCCUGUGUCCGGAGUCAACCUGUGCUUUCGUCGCUCCCCUCGGGACUUAUGAUUGAGCUGGUUGUGUCGUAAGCUCUUGGGUUCAGAUGGCAGCGUGAUGAGUACCGAAAUCAUCCGGAGAAACAUUAUCCACGAGCUUGGAGAUUACGUGAGCGGUUGACUUUCUGCCGCAGUGUCUUCCGCCUCAUGAAUGAGGAGCUAAAUGUCAUGAAGGCUUUAAGCUGCACUCCAGCCAAUCUUUGGCGUCCGUAGUCCUUGAAGUGAACACAUGCUGGGAAGACAGGAGACGUAAGUCAGUGGGGGCAGAUGACUCGGAAGGACUACAUUGGGAACGAAUAUAUGGGUCGUUGAGCCGUCUCAACGAAUCAUAUAUUGUAGAGCUCAGCAGGGGCUUGCGGUGCUCAUUCCACCACUGAGUCUUGUUCACUAUGGGUGACGAGCGGAGGCCCUCGGUGAGCAUGGAAGCUGGAGACCUUGGCGUUGGUGACAAGGAGGGAUUGAGUAGGCGCUUCAAUGGCAGCGGGCAGGAUAUUGAGGCACCGGUAUCAGUGCCCUCUCAGCCUGAGGAAAAGGAUGCGCCGGAGGCAGAGCCUGUCGAGGAAAUUGUAGAUGUUGGGUACAAGGAUAUAGCUAAACAAUUUUCUCUCUUAGGAUGGACAGCUUUUGGUGGUCCAAGUGCUCAUAUCGCGUUGUUUGAAAAGCGCCUUGUUGAGAAACUGCACUGGAUGAGUUUGGACAUAUAUGCAGAACUAUUUGCUCUGGGUCAGUGCAUGCCUGGACCAACAUCCACUCAAGUGUCAUUUGCAAUCGGCACUAUAAAGAAGGGAGUUAAAGGUGGACUGCUAUCUGGAGUUCUAUUCCAGUAUCCUGGUGCUAUAAUCAUGUGUUGUAUCGGAGUCUUUGCGGCUAAGCAGUUAGAGAACCCCCGAGCUGCUUUGGAUGGCAUGGUUGCCGGUGUAUCAGCUGUGGGUGUUGCAUUAGUGGCCUCUGCUGCAAAGUCCAUGGCUUCCAAGCUUUGCAGAGGCCCUCUUCUAGCCUCUUUAUGUACAAUAGCUACCAUUGUGGCAUACUAUUGGCCCAAAGCCUACACAUUUCCUUGUCUCAUAAUUGCCGGAGGUUUAGUAACGCUUUUGUGGGACGUCUGGAAGAAGCAACCCUUGCCAGAUAUAAAGGUCCGAGAUCAGUCUGUGCGCUCUCACGGAGUUAGCAUGCCCUUCGGUGGUCUUUUGUUGAUAAUCUGGAUAACUGUUCUCGUCGUUUCGAUUGUGCUGGUUAGUGUCCUGAAUAAUGCUCCCGAGUUACUGCGCUUGUGGGAAGUAUUCUACAGAAUCGGUUCCAUCAUCUUCGGCGGUGGGCAGGUGGUGUUACCCAUGCUCUAUGAAGGUGUGGUUCAAAGAACUUGUGAUACAAACGGAGUAUGUGUUGACAGAGCAAACACCUGGGUAACCAGCAAGCAGUUUUAUGCGGGCCUUGGUAUAGUGCAAGCACUUCCUGGUCCUUUGUUCAACUUCUCUACUUACCUCGGCACGAUCAUGGCUUUAAACGGAGGAUUUGUGUUCAUUUCUGGUGCUGCUCUUGCAUGGUUUGGUCUGUUUCUACCUGGUAUUUUGCUGAUAUUUGGAAUCAUGCCAUUUUGGGGUCAUUUUCGGAGAUGGUCAAUCUAUAGAAGGGCGCUACCUGGCUUCAAUGCGGCUGGUGUUGGUCUUAUUGUGACCAGUGUGUUCUCGUUAACGUUUGGAGCUCUUGAGCAAACUGCCUUCCCAAAGACCAGCUUGUGUCUAGGUAUUCUCGCAUUUACUGCUGUGGAUCAACUGAAGUGGUUCGAGCCUCUAGUUGUAAUACUAGGAGGCAUACUAGGUAUAUGUGCAUGGGCUGUCAGUAUGGAUUAAUACAUAGUAAAUUUUCUCUCAUUAUCCUUCUGCUUUUGACGAGGAUUUGGCAGCGAUGAGAAUCUGAUGAAAAUUUGUAUGUUAUUACAUGAUUUUCAUGUUUUUCGAUCAAAUGUAAAUCAUGUAAUCAAAUUUACACCGUAUUCUACGUUUGUGCGGUAGACUCUAGCUUACUUUUUCACUUGAUAACUCGAUUGAGUCUGGAGAUUGACUAGUUGGGCAGUCAUGUACAAUGUCAGCUCUCUGCUUCUCCGUGUUACGUGCGGGGAGUCCACAGUUAUCACUGGUUAAUUGGUGACAUAGACUUAGAAGAACUCUUCGGGGGUAGUACUCUGUUUCAAGGGCCAGCACACUAAUCCUAGGCUUAUAUCAAGUGUGGUGGCCACCGAUCAACUUAUCUGCCCCAGGGUUUUAUGAAGAUGGCAGCUCGUUGGACUCGACGCAAUAUGAGUCGAGAAUGCCAUUCAGGCAACUGACAUGUGCUUACUUCAUCAAGUUUGAUUGAUAUUCUUGGUGUUUUUGAAGAUAACUAAAUGUCAUGGUAUACUUUAACAUAUAGAUCCUUUGACUCAGAUACUUGGGGUAUGUAAGUGGCAGUAAUACAUAUUUUCCCAUUUGUCAUGCUAUUGGGGAGAUGAGGUCUGUCCCCAUCUCACCAGUUUGGUUUCAUCCACGGAGUACUUGCUGGGUCUUCCAUGGUUCCUUCCCAUUUCAAUUCUCGGAUCCCUUGUUCCUUUCCGGAGACACUGCCGUGUGAUGUGCAAAUGGCAACCCUGGCAGGCUGAUCUGACAGCAAUCGACUUGAACACUAGUUGCGUGAGAAUGUACGUCGGAUGUUGAUACAACAGAUCACUCACGCAGAAUCCUCGUUGGACACGUGCUGUGUCAUCGUUGACUUUUGGCGACCCAGAGGUCUAUCUGCUCCAUCGCAGUGACAGCGACCUUUUGCAUCCCGUACAACAUAUCCGUCACAUGUCUAAUUAUUGCUUAGAGUUUACACCUUGAGCCCAAACUCUGGCCUUUUGGCACUCUGGAAAGAAUGUGACUUUCUCUGACUCAAUUGGAUUUGUGAACAGAUGUCCUAUUUUAUGAACUAUCUUUCACAGAACGAGUAGUCACGUGAUCAAUGCAAGUGAAUGUGGAAAAUCCUUUGAUUAAAAAAAAUUGAGAAGAAGAGCAAGGAUAUGAAACUUCAAUUUCUGUACUCAACUCCGUCAACUGUACUUGCCAAACUUCCCUGCAGGGUGAGGGCCUCCUUUCAGUGUAUGGAUU